This is a messenger RNA of Phodopus roborovskii (desert hamster), 2377 nucleotides long. RefSeq names its product Bardet-Biedl syndrome 12 (gene Bbs12). The transcript is spliced from 2 exons. Gene Ontology annotation, biological process: photoreceptor cell maintenance; chaperone-mediated protein complex assembly. NCBI's taxonomy places the organism in Eukaryota, Metazoa, Chordata, Mammalia, Rodentia, Cricetidae. The coding region runs from base 225 to 2330 and encodes 701 amino acids. The record is from RefSeq and is a predicted model, not a curated record. Gene Ontology annotation, molecular function: ATP binding.
UAAGAAACCAUUUUUCCUGUCUUCAGUUUCCUAAUGGGAAUUCAAAUGAGGCAGAUUCAAAAUACUUUGGGAAUGAAGUAGUGUUGAAUCAUUUAGCUAUAGUCUGUUUCUUUUUCAGGAAGCUCUGGCUGUCCUGGAACUCACUAUGUAGAACAAUUCCUCAGUUUGAGCAAUGAUCGAUCCCUGGUUAUGCCCAGCUUAAAAAAAAGUAAUGAUAAUUACCGAUGAUGGCUUACAGAGUCAUAAACAAAAGAAGACAUGUGGGACUUCAACAACUUUCAUCAUUUGCACAAACCGGAAGAAGUUUCCUAGGCCCAGUAAAAGCCACCAAAUUUAUUACAAAUGCAGAGUGUCAUGAAAGUAUGUUAAUCAGCUCAACAGUCAGACUUCUUGAAGGUUUGGAUUUAACCUGUGCAACGGGACAGCUUCUCAAUGAAGCAGUUCAAGCACAAAAUGGCACAUACAGAAUCGGAACCAGCACUCUCUUGUUUCUUGUUGGUGCAUGGAGCAGAGCUGUUGAAGAAUGUCUCAAUCUGGGUGUUCCUACUCCAGUAAUAGUGUCAGUAAUGACUGAAGGCUUGAGUUCUUGCAUUGAAGCAGUCGUUUCCCUUCAAGUACCCAUAUACAAUGUAUUUGACCACAUGGACAACACAAGUACAGUUGAUGUCAGCUUAUAUCCUUUUCUACAAGUCUCUUCAGAUCCUGGGUUGUUACAGGAAAAGCAUGAUUUCGAAGAUGCUACAUCUCAGUUAUUGUCCACUUACAGUCUUUCUGGAAGACAUGAAGAGUCAUCCAAAUUCUUCAAAACUCAGGCUAAGGUUGAAACAGAAAAAAACACACCACAAGCUCUGCAGAACAGCCUGUAUAGAGAUUCCUUCUUCAGAAAUUCAGCAUUAACUCACAGUAGGCAUUUUAACAGGGCAGAUAAUAGCCACUGGAUAAACAGAACCAAUGGAUUUCUAGAACAAUGUGGAUCGAUACCCAGAGCUUCUAGAUGUAAUGAUUUGAUGGAGUUAGCAGUUGGCUUGAGCCAUGGAGACCACAGCAGCAUGACAUUGGCAGAGGCAGCUGUGCGGCUGCAGUGGCAGAGUGUGUCCCUGCAGCAAGACAACUGUGAGACACCAUUUAUGUUUGACAUUUCAAGACUCCUCACUUGCUGUCUCCCGGGCUUACCUGAAACUUUUUCUUCUAUUUGUUUAGGAUAUGUCACUGUUGUGCCCAUGUCUAGUAUUGCUCUGAUAAAGGAAUUGCAGGACCAGCCUUUCCGGAUGAUUCUCAUCGAGGGUGACCUCACAGAGAGUUACCGCCACCUUGGAUUUAAUAAGUCUGUAAAUAUUAAGACCAAGUUAGAUAGUAGGAAGCUUCCAGAAGACAGUGCAGAAGAACUGUGGGCUAAAAGUGUGUUGCAGGUGUUAACCCAGUUUGAUGUGAAUCUCAUCCUGGUACAAGGAAAUGUAUCUGAACACUUAAUUGAAAAAUGCAUGCACAGUAAGCGGUUGGUAAUUGGUUCAGUGAAUGGCAGUGUGUUGCAAGCUUUUGCAGAAGCUACAAGAACAGUGCCAGUAUCCUAUGUCACACAAGUGAAUGAAGACUGUGUGGGCAGCAAGGUCUCUGUGACCUUCUGGACAAGUUCUCAUGAUAUAAACAGGAGCAACAGAAUGGCAAUCUUGUUAAAAACAGAAAAAAUUAAUUUGAUUACAGCAGUACUCACUAGCCCAAUAAGUGCUCAGGUGGAAAUCAAGGAAGACAGGUUCUGGUCUUGUGUAUAUCGUUUAUAUCAUGCCCUAAAAGAGGAGAAGGUUUUCCUUGGAGGUGGUGCUGUUGAAUUUUUAUGCCUUAGCCAUCUUCAGAUUCUUGCUGAGCAAUCUUUAAGUAAAGAAAAUCAUGCUUGUUCAGGGUGGCUUCCUGAUUCUUCCUCUUGGAUGGCCUCAUCUCUGUCAGUCUACAGACCUACUGUGUUGAAGUGCCUGGCAAGUGGGUGGCAUGAAUACCUGUCAGCUGUUAUGUUUAACACUGCCACUCACCCAUCAGCAGUGGAAGCCAGCAUGUUCAUUCAACAUCAUGUGCAAAAUGCCACCAACUCUGGCUCUCCUUCAUCUUAUAUCUUGAGCAAAUAUAGUAAACUAAGUCAUGGACUUUUUCAUUCAGGUAUUUCAGAUAAACUGGAGGUAGUUCCAAGAGUUUAUGAUACUGUUACACCAAAGACUGAAGCAUGGCGCCGAGCAUUGGAUUUAGUGCUCUUAGUGCUUCAGACAGACAGUGAAAUAAUUACUGGACUUGUACACACAGAGAUAAAUUCACAGGAAUCAGAUGGAGUUUUAUUUUUGUAGGGUUAAAUCUUUGGGAAGUAAGCAAUAUCAAUAAAAUUUAAGGUAUG